Messenger RNA from Perkinsus marinus ATCC 50983, 1332 nucleotides. RefSeq names its product actin, putative. The transcript is spliced from 3 exons. The record is from RefSeq and is a predicted model, not a curated record. NCBI's taxonomy places the organism in Eukaryota, Perkinsozoa, Perkinsida, Perkinsidae. Bases 40 to 1170 code for a protein of 376 amino acids.
AGCUUUCCCUGUGCUCGUUGAUAUCUCUUCGAAUUAAUCAUGGCUGACGAGGAAGUUGCCGCUUUGGUCAUCGAUAACGGUAGUGGUAUGUGCAAGGCUGGAUUCGCCGGUGAUGAUGCUCCUCGUAGCGUCUUCCCCUCGAUUGUCGGCCGACCCAAGAUGCCCGGUAUCAUGGUGGGUAUGGACCAGAAGGACUCCUAUGUUGGUGAUGAGGCUCAGUCCAAGCGUGGUAUUUUGACCUUGAAGUACCCGAUUGAGCAUGGUAUCGUCACAAACUGGGAUGAUAUGGAGAAAAUCUGGCAUCACACUUUCUACAACGAACUGCGUGUCUCCCCCGAGGAACACCCAGUUCUACUCACUGAGGCUCCUCUCAAUCCUAAGGCUAAUCGCGAGCGCAUGACUCAGCUCAUGUUCGAGACCUUCAACGUGCCAGCUAUGUAUGUCCAGAUUCAGGCCGUGUUGUCUCUGUAUGCCUCCGGUAGAACCACCGGUAUCGUUAUGGACUCCGGUGAUGGCGUUAGUCACACUGUUCCCAUCUAUGAGGGUUACGCCCUUCCUCAUGCUAUUCAGAGGCUCGAUCUUGCUGGCCGCGAUUUGACUGAGUUCAUGAUGAAAAUCUUGACGGAGCGCGGGUACACAUUCACUACUACGGCUGAGAGAGAGAUCGUCCGUGACAUCAAGGAGAAGUUGUCCUACGUCGCACUUGACUUCGACACUGAGAUGAAGGCCGCUGCUGAGAGUAGUGAGAAGGAGAAAACGUACGAGUUGCCCGAUGGCAACAUUAUUACUGUUGGUAACGAACGCUUCCGCUGUCCAGAAGUACUCUUCCAGCCCACUUUCAUUGGUAAGGAGGCCAGCGGCAUCCACGACACCACUUUCCAGUCUAUCAUGAAAUGCGACGUGGAUAUCAGGAAGGAUCUGUACGCUAAUGUGGUCCUUUCUGGAGGGACUACGAUGUUCAAUGGUAUCGGUGAGAGGAUGACUAAGGAGCUCACUGCUCUGGCCCCCUCUACUAUGAAGAUCAAAGUCGUGGCUCCUCCUGAACGCAAGUACUCUGUCUGGAUUGGAGGCUCUAUUUUGUCCUCUUUGUCGACCUUCCAGCAGAUGUGGAUUUCUAAGCAGGAGUAUGACGAGUCUGGACCUACUAUUGUGCAUCGUAAAUGCUUCUAAAUGCAUGUGUCAUCAGCAAUGGGGUGAAGCACUGCCUUUUCGAGGUGGUGAAUCUCUUCGUUGUAUUAUUACUACUUACUGGUUACCCAUGGGCAAUAGGCCUACUACUUUUGUGAAGGAUGGUGUUGGGGAUUGCACGAGUGCUACUGUUGCAAACUAUAG